AUGACGCCUUUUCUCCCUUCUCCGCUGGCGAUCUCGCACGCCCACGCCCAUCCUCCCUCGCGAUCGCCAGCAUCCGCCGCUCUCACGUCCUCCGACGAUUCUGGUUGCGGGAAUCCCUCUCGCGCUGUGCCACCGCCGCUGGACGUUGGCAGCCGGGUGAUCCGCCGAGACUCAGCGCUGCACCUCGCCCCCAUUCUCUCCAUGUCCAAACCCCCGAGCCCGUCUGUCGAUGAGCAGUCCGCAGACACCGUCGCUCCUCUAAAACCCGCCGACUCACCGGCAUCUCGCACCAUCGCGUCUCUCCCGUCCUCGCCCUUCCAGCACAUUACUCCGCGCCCGCCCUCCGCGCCCUCCCGUCACCGCCAGAGCGCCAAAUCCAUCGAUGGCGUUCCUCGGCAGACCCUCAUGAAAGCCCUCGCGUCACAAGCUUCCUAUUCCAUCGACCAACCGGCUCUGCCUCUUGCGACUUCAUUAGCCGGGAUGCUCAGCCCGACGAGCAACUGCGGCUCCGACCAGCAGGCCGGUGACACAAGGUUACACCGGAAGCUGUCGGCCGCCCUGACGACACGGCCGCCCGUGCUCUCUGAUGGAGGAACCCCGUCAACCGCCCGGUUCCCGUUGAAGUCCCCCUGCUACUACCACCAGCGGUUCGACGGCGCGGUUAAUAUACAGCGAGUGCUGGAAGAGAUUGCCGAGGAUGAAUGGAUGUCGCACUCGAGGCUGAUGCAAACGGCAACCGGCGUGCGCGAAGUGUCGAAACAGCUGCAACGCCGACCCAUCAAGGUUGCCGUGAAGAAUGUGAUGAUUGUAACAAAGGCUCGGGAUAACGGAUUGGUCUACUUGACACGAGAGCUCACGGAAUGGCUGUUGAGUACCCCAAGGUACGGCAGCGACCUGGGCGUCAAUGUCUAUGUCGACUCGAAGCUGCGCAGAUCCAAGCGGUUUGACGCCGCAGGCAUUCUUGCACAAGAGCCUCGAUACGAGUCGAUGUUGAAGUAUUGGACGCCGGACCUCUGCUGGACGUCGCCAGAAACCUUUGACUUGGUGAUCACUUUGGGCGGGGAUGGGACCGUUCUGUUUACCUCAUGGCUCUUCCAGCGCAUUGUGCCCCCCAUCCUGGCAUUCUCCCUCGGCAGCCUCGGUUUCUUGACCAAUUUCGAGUUCUCCAAGUACAAGGAACACCUCAACCAUAUCAUGGGCGAUGUGGGCAUGCGGGUAAACCUUCGCAUGAGAUUCACCUGCACUGUUUAUCGCGCGGAUAGGAGCAACAAACAUAGACCUGGCCAUGUCGAGGAGGGAGAACAGUUCGAAGUCGUGAAUGAGCUUGUGAUUGACCGUGGACCGUCCCCUUAUGUCUCCAAUCUGGAAGUAUACGGGGAUGACGAGCUCUUGACCGUUGUCCAGGCUGAUGGAUGUAUUCUAUCGACGCCGACAGGGUCAACCGCUUACUCGCUCUCUGCCGGCGGAUCCCUCAUCCACCCUUCCAUCCCUGCCAUCCUCCUCACACCCAUCUGCCCGCACACGCUUUCCUUCCGCCCCAUGGUCCUCUCCGACGCCCUCCUCCUCCGGGUUGCCAUUCCCUCAAGCUCCCGCUCCAGUGCAUACUGCUCCUUUGACGGCAAAGGGCGCAUUGAACUCUGCCCUGGUGACUAUGUCACCGUCGAAGCGAGUCAAUACCCCUUCCCCACUGUUGUCUCCGGAGGAGGCGAGUGGUUUGAAAGCGUCCGGCGCACACUCUGCUGGAAUGUCAGAGGCGCCGUGCAAAAGGGAUGGAAUGGCAAAUCCCACCGGCCCAAGGGUGGACAGGUGGGUCUUGAACCCGUUGAUGCGCCGCGAGAUGGUGUUCCAGAGCCAGAAGGCGACGAAGGAGACGCUGACGAAGAGGAGGAACAAUGGGAUAUCGAUACCGAUAGCUACACGGACUUUGGGCAAGGGACUGAUAGCGGAAUGGGACCUAGCGAGUGUGGGGAUAGCCCUGGCACGGGAACGACGAGCCCUCUGAAGAGGGUAAUGAGCCUGUUGAAUAUGUGA
Messenger RNA from Uncinocarpus reesii 1704, 2031 nucleotides. RefSeq lists its product as uncharacterized. The record is from RefSeq and is a predicted model, not a curated record. The coding region runs from base 1 to 2031 and encodes 676 amino acids. Gene Ontology annotation, molecular function: NAD+ kinase activity. The transcript has 2 exons. NCBI's taxonomy places the organism in Eukaryota, Fungi, Ascomycota, Eurotiomycetes, Onygenales, Onygenaceae. Gene Ontology annotation, biological process: NAD+ metabolic process; NADP+ biosynthetic process.